GCCGCUUCACGGCACUGACGACAUUAGUUCCUUUACUUUCACAGUAUCCACCGUGUUCACGGUAGAAAAUGACAAAACAUUUUGUAUUUUUUUAAAGGAAACUGUAAUGGAGUGAACGUGAAAAAUAUAGCGCUAAAGACAUUUCCCUAGACGUGCCGGCAUAAUAUAGGAAGAGUUUCUCUGUUAGUGGGUUAGGGCUCUCCCAGACCGUGUGGCCGCGGGGGCUGACGGUACAGUCUGAGGACUGAAGGCCUCCGUAGUGAUAACAGUUUAAAGAUUACGUGUCAUCCUAAUGAGUGAGGUGUAGAUACGGAGAGAUGGCAGACAGUGCAGGGCUGCAGUUUGUCAGCCCUUAUGCGUUUGAAGCCAUGCAGAAGGUGGAUGUGGUGCGCCUGGCUGCUUUAAGUGAUCCAGAGCUGAGGCUGCUGCUGCCCUGCUUGGUGAGGAUGGCUUUAUGUGCUCCAGCUGAUCAGAGCCAGUCCUGGGCGCAGGACAAGAAGCUUAUCCUCCGCCUGCUUUCUGGAGUCGAAGCCGUCAACUCUAUUGUAGCGCUUCUGUCUGUUGACUUUCAUGCCUUGGAGCAGGAUGCACGAAAGGAGCAGCAACUUAGGCACAAGGCAGGUGGCUCUAAUGGCGAAAGCAUCCUAGUAUCACAACUACAGCAUGGCCUGACCCUGGAGUUUGAACAUAGUGAUCCCCUCAGAAGACUCCGUCUGACCCUCAGUGAACUCUUGGCUAUCAUGAACAAGGUGGCAGACUCAAAUGGAGAGUUUUUCUUAAAGUCUUCUGAACUCUUUGAAAGCCCGGUGUACUUGGAAGAGGUUGCAGACGUCCUCUGCAUAUUACAAGCAGAGCUGCCGUCAUUGCUGCCGAUUGUGGAUGUGGCAGAGGCUUUACUUCAUGUACGCAAUGGGGACUGGUUUUUGUGUCUGCUGGUUGCCAAUGUUCCUGACAGCUUCAAUGAAGUGUGCAGAGGUUUGAUUAAGAAUGGAGAGCGUCAGGACGAGGAGAGUGUGGGUGGUCGGCGCAGGACUGAAGCGCUCAGGCAGUUGUGUCAGAUGAACCCCUCACAGGCUCUCAAUAUCCGGGCUAUGGUGGUGGAGGAGUGCCACCUGCCUGGUCUGGGUGUGGCUCUUACUCUGGAUUACAAACCAGAUGCAGCAGAUGAGGCAGUCAGUCCCCUCGUCUCUUAUGUCAGUGGGCUGCUGCUUGGCACUAAUAGCAAAGUCCGUACCUGGUUCAGCAUGUUCAUUCGCAAUGGACAGCAGCGGAAGAGAGAAAGCAGCUCAGUGCUGUGGCAGAUGCGCAGACAGCUGCUGCUAGAGCUCGUCGCCAUCCUGCCACGUUCACGCAGCACCCAUGUGCCCAAUGACGGAGACAUGGAGGAGGAAGGGGGUUCAGGGUACUCUGGCCUCAGAGAAGAGCAUGUGGUGAAGGCCAGUGCUCUGCUUCGACUGUACUGUGCCCUCAUGGGUAUUGCAGGUCUCAGACCUACAGAUGAGGAAGCAGAGCAGCUAUUGCAGCUGAUGACCAGCCGGCCUCCUGCUACUCCUGCUGGUGUUCGCUUUGUGUCCCUGUCCUUCUGCAAACUGCUGGCUUUCCCUACUCUAGUCAGCACUCCAGAGCAAGAACAACUGAUGGUCAUGUGGCUCAGUUGGAUGAUCAAAGAGGAGGAAUACUUUGAAAGUGCUGCAGGCGUAUCUGCUUCUUUUGGAGAGAUGCUAUUACUGGUUGCCAUGUAUUUCCAUAGCAACCAGCUGAGCUCCAUUAUUGAGUUGGUGUGCUCUACUUUGGGGAUGAAGAUUGCCAUCAAACCCAGCUCCCUGAGCAAGAUGAAGACUAUCUUCACACAGGAGAUCUUCACUGAACAGGUGGUUACAGCUCAUGCAGUUAGGGUUGCAGUGACCAACAACCUGAGUGCCAACAUCACAGGAUUUCUUCCCAUUCACUGCAUCUACCAGCUGCUUCGGAGCCGAGCCUUCACCAAGCACAAAGUGUCUAUUAAGGACUGGAUUUAUCGCCAACUCUGUGAGACAACAACACCCAUCCACACCCAACUUAUUCCCCUAAUUGAUGCUUAUAUCAACUCCAUCCUUACUCCAGCUUCCAAGGCAAACCCAGAGGCCACCAACCAGCCUAUCACAGAGCAGGAGAUCCUCAAUGUCUUCCAGAGCGCUGCAGGGCAAGGAGACGGUAGUCGAGGAGGGCGACAGCGCUACUCUAUCACCACCCAACUGCUUAUCCUAUACUACAUCCUGUCUUAUGAGGAGAACCUGCUGGCUAGCACCAAACAGCUGGCUCUGAUGCAGAGGAAGCCAAAGUCCUACUCCGCAGCCUUGAUGGACCAGAUCCCCAUUAAGUACUUGGUUACCCAGGCCCAAGGGUUGCAGCAGGAACUAGGGGGUCUGCACUCUGCCCUGCUGAGACUGCUUGCAACCAACUACCCACACCUAUGUCUAGUGGAGGACUGGGUGUGUGCGGAGGAGGUGACUGGCACCCUGCCCCUGUUAAGGAAGAUGAUGCUUCCCAGCAACACCUGUAGAUACACUCAGAGACAGCUUCACCAGGCCUUCCAGAAGUUGCCAUCUGGUAGUCCCAGGCUGAUGCGGAUCCUGGAACAUUUAACACUGCUUUCACCUGGAGACCUGAUCCCUUAUGCAGAGGCCCUCACUGCCAGCAUGGCUCUGUUGCUAGAGCCUGCUGUGCCUCGCCGUGUACUGCAGACCCUCAACAAGCUCUGGAUGGGUCUUAACACUGUGAUGCCCCGCAGGCUGUGGGUGAUGACAGUAAAUGCCCUCCAACCUUCAGCUAAGCUGCUCAGGCAGCAGAAGUACACUCAGAAUGAUCUGAUGGUCGAUCCUCUCAUUGUGCUGCGUUGUGAUCAAAGAGUAUACAGGUGUCCUCCUUUAAUGGACAUUGUCCUUCACAUGCUGAAUGGCUAUCUGCUAGCCUCAAAAGCCUACCUACAGUGUCACUUGAAGGAAACGGCUGAUUUUGAUCGGCAGACCCAGUCUGUGUCAAGCCUUGUGCCCGGACAAACGGAUACACCGGAGGUCACCAGGGAGGAGCUAAAGAACGCCCUUUUAUCUGCGCAGGACAGCGCAGCAGUCCAGAUUCUUCUGGAGGUGUGCCUGCCAACCUCGGAAGAGCAGCAGCUGGGGGCCACCACAGACAGCCUGUUGAGGAGCAUUCGGGGCCUCACGCCAGGGAAAUCGAAACAGGGAAGCCUGGGGCCUGCAGCCAAGGGGGGCGUGGAGGCUGCUGAGCCAGAGGGAGGUCUCCUCAGUGAUUUGAGGGAGGUGCAAUGUCUCAUCUGUUGUCUGCUGCAUCAAAUGUUCAUCGCCGACCCCAACAUUGCCAAGUUGGUUCACUUUCAGGGUUACCCUCAAGCUCUGCUGCCUCUAACUGUGGCAGGCAUUCCCUCCAUCCAUAUCUGUCUGGACUUCAUCCCAGAGCUGCUGGCCCAGCCCCAGCUGGAAAAGCAGAUCUUUGCAAUCCAGUUACUAUCAUACCUGUGCACUCAAUACGCCUUACCCAAGUCCCUGAGUGUGGCCAGGUUGGCCAUCAGUGUCAUGGGCACCCUUCUUACAGUGCUGACUCGUGCCAAGCGUUUCCUCUUCUUCAUGCCCACCCUGCCAUGCCUGGUGGCUUUCUGCCAGGCAUUCCCUCCACUCUAUGAUGAUGUGGCAGCUCUCUUAGUACAAGUUGGCCAGGUUUGUGCUUCGGAUGUGGCCACCAAAGCCAGGGACAUUGAUCCUUUUAUUGCACGUUUGCAGUAUCUCAAGGAGAAACCGCAGGAGGCGGUGGUUUCAGGAGGGCGCCCCUGCAAACUGACUCUACCCCAGAAGACAGCAGAAGAACUGGGUGGAGCUGACCCUGAUGUCCAACUCUGCUACUGCAUAGAAGCCACCUUCAUGGACAUUAUCAGCUGCACCCUUCAUGGAUUAUAGAGCGAACACACAGAGACUCUGGAAGGUUCAAAGGGACUUGGUUUAAACCAACAACUCCAAACACUGCCUCUGUGUUUGUGUGCUGUCAUGAUUUGUAGAAAGUAAAAUAAUGAAAAUGUUAACUGGGUUCAAAUUUUUUGACCCCUCUAGGCAUAUUUUUUUAAGUGACAUUUUUCCUCAGACACUGAUAAGAAAGUGUUUUUUUGUAAUGUAUUUGUAAUAAAACAAAGGAAAUACCCGUCUGAGGUUUAUUCUGAAAGGAAAAACUUAGAUGUGGUAAAUUCUUGGUUUUGUGUUUUCUGUCAAGUAAUUGAUUUUAUUUUCUUGUUUUUACUGGAACUUGUUACUUGUUUUUUUUUUUUGUUUUUUUUUUGUUUUUUGUUUUUUUUAAGCAAUCAAAUGAGGGUCUUUCCUGAAACAGGAAAUUGGCACCUAACACCGCAUACUUAAUUCUAUGGGACUUUUUUUUUUCUUUUCAUUUUAAUAAUGAAAAUCCAUUAGAUAUGGAUCCAUACCUGCCAGGACUAAUGUGAAAAAUACCUGGAAAAUGCAGAAGAACCAACGGCUGACCAGGUAUCAGUGUAAAGUUAGUAAGUUGACUGUGGAGGUGAGGGUAGACGAGGCUUCCAUUUACCAAACUUCCACGAGUGAAACUUUGGUCUAAAAAUAAAAUCCUUCCCUUUUACUUCACCU
Archocentrus centrarchus (flier cichlid) is the source of this 4643-nucleotide messenger RNA. RefSeq names its product integrator complex subunit 2 (gene ints2). The coding region runs from base 318 to 3950 and encodes 1210 amino acids. NCBI's taxonomy places the organism in Eukaryota, Metazoa, Chordata, Actinopteri, Cichliformes, Cichlidae. The transcript is spliced from 25 exons. Gene Ontology annotation, biological process: snRNA 3'-end processing. The record is from RefSeq and is a predicted model, not a curated record. Gene Ontology annotation, cellular component: integrator complex.